AUGGACAUGAAAGAACCAGUAACCUCAAAAGACAUCCAGAGCCUUACUGGCAAGGUGGCAACCUUGACCAGGUUCAUCUCUAAGGCCACAGACAAAUGUGCUCCUUUUUUCAAAGCACUUAAGGGAAGUAAGAAGUACAUUACGUGGACCAAUGAAUGUGAAGCAUUUAAGUACCUCAAGGAGUACAUGAGUAAAGCCCAUCUGCUUUCCAAACCUGAAGUUGGCAACAUCCUAAUUGUCUAUCUAUCUGUCUCAACUUCAGUAGUUAGUUCCGUCCUCAUUCGUAGGGAUGGUAAUAUCAAACGACCUGUCUACUACUCUAGCAAGGCUCUACAAGAUGCGGAGACACGAUACUCCAACAUUGAGAAAUUAGCUCUAGCAUUAGUCAUGUCUGCUCGGAAACUUUGCCCUUACUUCCAAGCACACUCCAUCAUCGUGUUUACCAAUCAUCCCCUUCGACAAAUACUUCAGAGUCCUGACACUUCGGGGCGAAUGAUCAAAUGGGCCAUAGCACUGGGAAAGUUUGACAUCUUCUACCACCCAAAGCCAGCUAAAAAGGGCCAAGCAGUUGUAGAUUUCAUCGCCGAAUUCACUUAUCCCGUUAACAUUUCUCCUACACCUGAGGCAGCGGCUUCAUCACCCCUGGAAACCCGAAAGGUAGAACUAACACUCCCAGUAUGGACUUUAUAUGUUGAUGGCUCAUCCAACCAACAGGGCUGUGGAGCAGGACUAGUCCUGACUACCCCCGACAAAGUGGCAAUGGAGUAUGCUCUUCGCUUCAAAUUCAAGGUGUCAAACAAUGAGGCCGAAUAUGAGACCCUUUUAGCAGGCUUACGUUUGGCCAAACACCUUGGAGUUAAACAAAUUAAUAUCUUCAGUGACUCCCAAUUGGUGGUUAACCAGGUCACGAACAACUUUGACGCUAAGGAUAACUCCAUGGCAGCGUACCUUGCACAAACACAUCUUUUGCUCAAGCAUUUCCACUACCAGAUCACCCAAGUCCCUCGAACGGCAAACAGUCAUGCAGACGCUUUGGCUCACCUCACCUCAGCAGUGGAAAACAAGAUUGGGAGAAAAAUUCAUGUCGAACUGUUGGUAACACCAAGCAUCAUGGUCGCAGAAGUGUGCAACUUGCAACAGGGGAAUAGCUGGAUCACCCCAAUUUAUAAAUACCUUGUUCAUGGCACCUCCCAAAUGAUAAAGUCUAAGCUAAGCAGAUUUGAUACAAGUCUACCCGCUACCUGA
Messenger RNA from Pyrus x bretschneideri (Chinese white pear), 1245 nucleotides. RefSeq lists its product as uncharacterized. Bases 1 to 1245 code for a protein of 414 amino acids. The transcript has a single exon. Gene Ontology annotation, molecular function: RNA-DNA hybrid ribonuclease activity; nucleic acid binding. The record is from RefSeq and is a predicted model, not a curated record. NCBI's taxonomy places the organism in Eukaryota, Viridiplantae, Streptophyta, Magnoliopsida, Rosales, Rosaceae.